Bursaphelenchus xylophilus (pine wood nematode) is the source of this 1333-nucleotide messenger RNA. NCBI's taxonomy places the organism in Eukaryota, Metazoa, Nematoda, Chromadorea, Rhabditida, Aphelenchoididae. The record is from the annotation of a GenBank genome assembly.
AUGGGAAGCGACUCAUCUUCUGGGGAGGGAGAGGAAACGUAUGUUGUGGAGAAAAUUUUGAACCACAGAAAAAUCCGAGGAAAGAAGGAAUAUCUUAUCAAGUGGCAAGGAUACGAUGAUCCUGCCGACAACACCUGGGAGCCAGUUGAAAACUGCGUAAGUCUUCUUGAUUUUCUGUUGUUCAGCUUUUAGAUAAAGGAAAGGAUUCUGGGCAUGAUGAGUAUAAUUGAUUUUUGUAGGACUGUCCUGAACUCAUUGAGGCCUACGAAAGCGCCCAAGCCGAACUGAGUGAGAAGAAGAAAAAGACUCCCAAAUCAGCACAGCGGGAGAAUAAACACCGAGAGAAAUCGGAGACUCCAGCUAGCACUACAAGUGUGAGUUGUUAUGUUAUUGCAUAUGAAAACUUAAUUUGGUGAUUCUUAAUCAGUUUUUGUGUUUUUAGAGGAAGAACAAAUCCCGCGAAAUCAUCAAUGACACUGAUUCCGAUGAUAGCGAGGUUGUUGUGCACAAAGAAUCUCCAAAGAAGAGGGCCAGCAAGGAGAAGGAAAGCGAACGCAAGAAGUCAAAAGAACGGACCGCGUCUCCCAAGAAGGUAAGACGCUGUUGUUUGAGGCGUAUUCUAGCUUCGGAAAACGUUUGUUAUCAAGAAUAGGCAAGUAAUGACAACUUUCGAAAUUAUCCAUGAGGAUGGAUAUUGUUUUUAAAAUUUUUGAUAUGCAACUCGGUUUUUUGUCUUCAUUUGAUAAUAUCGCGUUAGAUCAACUACUUACAUUUCAGAGCAGCCCCAAGAAACGUAUAGUGGAGAGUGAGGAAGAUGAAGAUGCCCCUCGAAGAAGAGCCAAGUCUCAUUCCCAAGGUUCAGAUUCGAAUCCAAGAGCCAGCUCCACCCGUGAAAUCACCCCAGUCUCGAAUGCGGCCGCCAAGAAUCCAAACGGGCGUUUGCCCAGCUUGAUGAGCGAGUUCGCCUUUGUCCACAAGGACAGGUAUCGUGUGCAAGAUGAAAGCGCAAAUGUUGUCGGAGUUUUUGGGGUUCAUCAAGACGGCGAAAACAAGAACAACUUGUGGAUCCUCUUGGCGUUCAAAGCCGGCCCUUUCAUCGAGCUGGAUGAUGUGGAGCCAACUCCAUAUGAAGUUUGCAGAGAAGUUUGUCCAGGGGUAAGUACUUUAUUUUGUUUUGGUUUAAAUUUUAGGUCGUUUCAUCUCAAUUUUACCUCAAGAUUAUUCAUAAGACGCUAGAAAGGCGUAGUAAUCAAAGUUUUUUUGGUUUCAGCUGCUCCUCGACUACUGGAGAGACCGUCUCGCAUUCAUCUCAUGCCCAGAUCGUGCUGCUUAA